This is a messenger RNA of Symbiodinium necroappetens, 1004 nucleotides long. The record is from the annotation of a GenBank genome assembly. Lineage: Eukaryota; Dinophyceae; Suessiales; Symbiodiniaceae.
GCGCCGAGCGUACCCACCACGAGAAGAUGCCACCUUCAGUGAAAGAAAUCUUGUCUUCAAAAAGAACCUCUCUUCUUGAAGAGAUGGCCGUUGAAAUCCAGUGGCCGGAUAAGACUAAGUUGCUAGACCGAGUCGCCAACGAUCCUACCGAUGAAAAUUCUCAGGAGCUGUACGCCACGACUUUGGAAGAAGCGACUUCUAAGCACUGGCUGGAAGGUCCUUUCAGCCCGGAAGAGAUUAGCGAGCGCUUCGAGUCUUGGCUUCCCGUUCGGCGAUUCGCCGUUGUGCAAACGGGAGCAGUGGAUUUUGUCCUGUCUUCGGGAGAACGGCUGACAGGAUUGGUCCAUCCCGAUUGGUCCAAGGUGGAAGUUCUAGGCGUCACCUUGGACGUCUCCGGAGCUCAGGAUGGCUUCAUUGCCGUCAAAAACAAACGCUCCAGGUGCGACGAGCUCGAAGCUCUUCUUGACGAAGCAAUAAAAGCCAGGUCCGUGGUUCCUUGUCGCUUGCCCAGCUUCACAGGAAAACUUCAGUUCGCAGAUGGCCAGAUCUGGGGGCGCGCAGGGCGAAUGGCUCUUCGCGACCUCCGGGCAUUCGGCUUCGCUUCUCGAACUUCAGUGUCAUUGGACUCUAUAGAGUCGGAUGGAAAGCACCAUGUCAUCGGCCUCGUGGAAUUGUACGGGGCGAUCCUUGCGCUCCGCCACUGGCGUAAACAUUUGGAGGGCCAGAGGGUGCUGCUCUUCAUUGACAAUUGGCCUGCGCUUGACGCCCUCGUGAAAGGCGAUGCUGCAGUACCGACGUGGCGAGAGAUCCUCAUGGUCUUAGAGAAUCCUUUGGAGGUCGAGCCUUGCUAUCUGUGGAUCGCCAGAGUUGCCUCCGCAUCCAAUGUUGCGGAUGCACCUAGCAGAGGAUCUCUCAAAGAGCUCGCUCCCUGGAAGUUGGCCGUGGAGCAUCCGAAAUGCCCUUUGUCAAAAGUCUCUCUGAAGUCGAUCGUUCAUGCGUGCUAA